AUGUGCAAAGUACUUGUCACAGCCAUCCUGCUGCUGCCUCUUAUCAACCAUGGAAUAUACUUGGCCACGGCAUGGGAUGAUCAAGAUUUCUUCAAAUACUGCCCACCGUCCCAGUGCAGCCAACAUGGCCCAGAGAUCAGGUAUCCUUUCUGUCUUGAAUCCAGCAAUACAUCAUCAUCAUCAUGUGGAUGUGGCCGCCAAUCAAUCAGGAGGUUCGCAUGCUCUGGUCAAGACACCAUCCUGUUUCACCCAGUUCUUGGCAAAUACAAUGUCAGUGACAUAGAUUACAAACGAUCUUCCAUGAAGCUUAUCCCGCUUGUAGACCCCUGCCUGCUGCUCCGGCAGAAGCUCAUUAUUUCCAGAGGUGUAUCAUCUCCACAAGUUGAUGAUCCGAAAGAUGAGCAGCUAGAAGAAUUUACCAGUUCUACAUAUCUAGUAUCCUGUUCAAGAGAGUUCACACCAGGUGUUGCUGAUGGAAUCGCAGGCCCAGUCUCCUGCCUUAGCAACACAACCCACUUCUUGUAUUUGGUGGAUGGUUAUGAACACAUGUCUGUUCUUCCGUUGGACUGCAAGGUCAUGCCGAUCUCAGAUGGCGGCGGCGGCCGCCGUAUACCCAUGUAUAUGUUUGACGACCCAAUGUUAGAGAUGCACUCACAGUCUUUUAAGGAAAGUGCACAAAAUAUCCUCAGCUUUGCUGAGAAGACGGUGUAUUGGGAUCACGCUUGUGCACAAUGCGAACGGACGGGACGCUGCGCAUUCAGGUUUCAAGAGGGACCAGCGUUCUGCAUGCAUGACCCUCACGGUUCACAUAUCAAAGUCAUCGCAGCUACAUCCUCCGUGGCCGCAUUUUUUGUUGUUUUGUUGGCUGUGGCCACUGCGCUUUAUCUUUCACUCAGGACAAGAUAUAAUGAGGAGAUACAUUUGAAGGUCGAAAUGUUUCUCAAAACAUAUGGCACAUCGAAACCCACGAGGUACACAUUCUCUGAAGUUAAGAAGAUAGCAAGACGGUUUAAGGAAAAAGUAGGGCAGGGAGGAUAUGGAAGUGUAUAUAAAGGUGAGCUGCCAAAUAGAGUGCCUGUGGCUGUCAAGAUGCUAGAGAACGCAACAGGAGAGGGAGAAGUAUUCAUCAAUGAAGUUGCCACCAUUGGACUAAUCCACCAUGCCAAUAUUGUCCGCCUCCUAGGGUUUUGUUCCGAAGGAUUGAGAAGGGCUCUUAUUUAUGAAUUCGUGCCUAACGAGUCGCUAGAGAAAUACAUAUUCUCUCAUGACCCAAAUAUUUUUCAGAAUGUUCUAGUACCGGAUAAACUGCUAGAUAUUGCUCUGGGCAUCGCUCGAGGAAUGGAGUACUUACAUCAAGGGUGCAACCAGCGAAUCCUCCACUUUGACAUCAAGCCACACAAUAUCUUGCUGGACUACAACUUAAACCCAAAGAUCUCGGACUUUGGGCUUGCAAAGUUGUGUGCACGGGACCAAAGCAUCGUCACCCUAACUGCAGCAAGAGGCACUAUGGGCUACAUUGCACCAGAGCUAUACUCUCGGAACUUUGGGGGGAUAUCCUACAAGUCGGACGUGUACAGUUUUGGCAUGCUGGUGUUAGAAAUGGUCAAUGGUAGGAGGAAUUCAGACCCAAGUACUGGGAGCGUGAACGAUGUUUACCUCCCAGAGUGGAUCUAUGAGAAAGUAAUCAAUGAUCAGGAGUUGGCACUCACUCUGGACACAACUCAGGAAGAGAAAGAAAAGGUGAAGCAGCUGGCUAUUGUGGCACUAUGGUGCAUCCAGUGGAACCCGAGAAACAGGCCGUCCAUGACGAAGGUCGUUAACAUGCUAACAGGGAGGUUGCAGAAUCUGCAGAUGCCACCAAGGCCUUUCGUCACAUCUGAAAAUCAGCCCGUGCCUUAAACUAAAACAUGGAGCACACAGUACCAUGAUUCAGUCAGCAUUCAAGGGUUGAAUUGUUCUACAUGUGCGUCGCAGAUCUAUGCAUAGCAAGCAAUCUAUUUCGGUAUUACCAGUCCAUUAGCUCUGGACAUGUACGGAUAAUCAUGAGUCACCACCAUGUAAUAACACUACAAAUUACCCACAAAUUAACAAUAAUCGUAUGAAAUAUUUUAUUUGGAAGAUAUACAUGAAUCGCAAUUGGACUUGACUUGUGUUUGAACAGCUACUUCCGAAUUUAUAUCCAAAAGUUGGUGAACACAGUUAUGUGCAAUACGAUAAUUUGAUGAUUA
Molecule: messenger RNA, 2228 nt
Organism: Lolium rigidum
Lineage: Eukaryota; Viridiplantae; Streptophyta; Magnoliopsida; Poales; Poaceae
Product: rust resistance kinase Lr10-like
Exons: 3
Coding region: 1-1899 (632 amino acids)
Biological process (GO): protein phosphorylation
Molecular function (GO): protein kinase activity; ATP binding
Source: RefSeq, a predicted model, not a curated record